Molecule: messenger RNA, 2241 nt
Organism: Lodderomyces margitis
Lineage: Eukaryota; Fungi; Ascomycota; Pichiomycetes; Serinales; Debaryomycetaceae
Gene: RLM1
Product: Rlm1p
Exons: 1
Coding region: 1-2241 (746 amino acids)
Biological process (GO): positive regulation of transcription by RNA polymerase II
Molecular function (GO): RNA polymerase II cis-regulatory region sequence-specific DNA binding; DNA-binding transcription factor activity, RNA polymerase II-specific; protein dimerization activity
Source: RefSeq, a predicted model, not a curated record
AUGGGUAGAAGAAAAAUCGAAAUCCAACCUUUAUCGGAUGAUCGUAAUCGAACUGUUACAUUUGUAAAACGUAAAGCGGGACUAUUUAAAAAGGCGCACGAGUUGGCAGUUUUAUGUCAAGUGGAUCUAUCAGUCAUCAUAGUGGGGAGUAAUAACAAGAUUUAUGAGUAUUCAACUGUCGAUACUAAAGAGAUUUUCAAUUCUUAUGAAAAGACUAUAAAGACAAGGAAACAUGUACAUGAGGCAAAAUCACCUGAAAAUUAUCUGAUCUAUCGCAAGAAACGCCAUCUACACGAACCACUAACUGAUAAAAAGGGACGUGUGGUGGGAACCUCUGCGCAUUUGAAUGAUGAUGAUGAUGAAGAUCAUGAUAUGCUGGGUGAGGAUGAGUACGAAGAUGAUGACGAUGAAGGCGAAGAUACAUCAGAAGGAGAACUGGCAACACGUUCGAGAAAGAGACAACGUGGUAAUCAUCAAUCCACAACUUAUCUCAACAAUAGUCGGAAUCCAAAAGUUUUCAACAGCAAAAGUUCACCCCCUCCACCACCACCAACACAAAUAUCAUUGACCAACGUUCCUCCUUUUAACAAGUACAAGAAACCAAGUAUCACGGUCUCUAGUCACCUGCGGAGUCUGCCACUGCUGCUACUGCAAAGAAAUACUCCAUCGCCAAACACCAGCAGAAGGGAAAACUCUUCACGACCUGUGUUGCGUGUGCAAAUACCCACUGAUGCAAAGGGGAAUCAAACCAAAUCAGGAACAUUUAACUUGGAUAUAAAGGAAACAGGAAGUACUGAUACUGCUCGAACUGUAACAGCAAUUGAGAAUACUAGCUCAUCAGUGAAUCAUUCAUCGACUAAUCACACUGGAGUUAGUGGUAGUACAAGUGGCAGUCACCAUGGAAUUGGCCAUGUUCAACAUACAAUACAUCUAGGUGAUGGAGAUAUAGUCCAUAACACUUCAAACAACAAGUAUGGAGCUGCAAGUCAUUUAAUGCGCACGCAAACCCCAUCUUCAAAGUUUAGUUCAUAUUCAUCGUUCCGAUCUCCUGAUUCAAGGAAGCCGACAUUGCCUUUACCUAUCAAUUCCAAAUCCCAAACUUCGUCGCCAGCAAGUGCUACUUAUCCAGGACUCCCCAACCCUUUAAGUCAAUCAGGAGGAGGAAGUAGUGGCGGUAAUAGUAGAAGCAGUAGUGGUAGCAAUGUCAACACUUCUCAGAUUGGUGAGAACAUGACAAUGGGAGAACGACAGAAUAAUGAUCCAGGUAAUAACAACAAUAAUAAUAGUGGCAUUAUGACUGCUGACAACAACAACAUAUUUUCACCUUCGGGGAUGAGUCUUAAUUCGGGAACCUUCUAUGCGAUAAACCAGGGAUCAGCUAACAACCCAUACGUCAAUUAUUCGAUACAGGGAUUUAACCAGCAGUAUCAACAGUAUAGUCAGAGUAAUCAUAACCAGCAAAAUCUGCAGCUGCAACUGCCACAGCCACAACAACAGCAACAGCAACAGCAACAGCAACAGCAACAUACACAGGCAUAUCUGCAACACCUGCACCCCCUACUGCAGCUGCUGGCGUUGCCACAAAGUGCUGUGAUCACUAGUGAUCUGCAGGGACAGCUCCCUUCAGCUCAUGCACCAGAUUCCGCAAUGAGGAUCCGUCCACUGAUACCGUUCUUGCCGCAACAAGGUCAACCGAAUCUGCAACUGCAAAACUUUAGUAAUAAUAGUGGAAAUACUUACAAUGGAGAACAAACACCAGUCUCAGCCUUGCCGUCACGCUAUGUCAACGACAUGUUCCCUUUCCCAUCGCCAUCUAAUUUCAUGGCUCCUCAAGAUUGGUCAACAGGAAUGACGCCUACAACAACUCAGGCACCACAGUUUUUCAUGAAUAUGAUGCCAUUGAAUAGUGGCGGCGGGUACAAUUCACAGUAUCAGCAGCAAUCUCAGCAGCAAUCUCAAUCGCAUCAACCUAACAAACCAUCUUAUACGGAGGAAAAAGACAGAAACAAUGUAGUAAGGUACACAGAGCAGACCCAGCCUUCAAAGGGUGCGGGACGCCAGACAGCCGGUACUACAUCAAUAAGAGAAGCAUCAUUUGGUGCCAUUGUUGAAGAAGACGAGAAUGCUAGUGGUAGCGGCAAUCCUAGUAGCAGUGCACCUACAAACGUUGACGAUGGUAGCAAAGUUUCGAGCCACAUUACUACUGAAGCAACAUCUACAGGUGUGCCAUCUGACGUUUAG